CUCUCAUUGCUUCAGAGAAGAGGCUCGUCAGGUGCAAAUUCUAAAUACUUUGUUGUAAUUGUAAAAACACGCAUAAGUCAUCUAAAAUUGUCCGAUGAUCUUGAGGUUAAGGAAAGAUAAUAAAGGUGUUAAUCAAUCAAAGUAUUACAGGUUUGUACAAAUUAGAAACGCUUCCUUCCAUAAAGAACGCUUGAAGGUAGGUCACAUGACACAUCUAACUACAUCGAGAGACAAAAUGUUCAUAUUCUUUCUAAAUGGUCAGAUGUGAAGACAGUAAGGAUGCUAUGUUUAAAGAAUACUGAGGCCUUUAGUAGCACAUGCAGUAACAUCUUAAGCUGUUGAAUGUACCAAAAUUCACCCUGUAGUGAACUCAUCUUUAUACACAGGCCUGUACCUUUGACUUAUCUGUAAUCAGUAAUCAUUGGUGUCAUAUGGCCAAGCGGCUGGGAGGCGAAUUGAGGAAAAACACUUAAUAAGGUAGAGCGUUUAAAAAAAAAAACACUUUCCUAUAUCAAUACUCACAAUCCAAAUCCAACCAAUCAAAUCCAAUAACCUCCAACUCCAAACUCCAGUUCUUAACAACUCUCAACCACCUCUUGUCAUGACGUUCUCCUCAGGAUGGGAAUCCCACUUUUGACGGUUUUUAUUGAUAAAAAAAGAACCCUUAGUAAUAAAACCACCACAAUUUUUUUCAGUAGCUUUCAGCCACAUUCCAUGGUCAAAGGCAACAAUUCCACUGACUGAUGAAGCUCAUGAGAUAUAAAUGAAAGCUGGACCUUGAACUAAGAUUAUUUUGUGAAAUACUAUUGACAGUGUCAAGAGUUAACUUUUAACUUUGUUCGAUUAUCAAAACUAUCUAAAGAAAUGAUAAACCUUUUUCAUCCAGUAACUCAUCGUGGUCCUGAGAGGAUGGGACAUAUUGUUUCAAAGAGAUGCACCAAUCCGAUCAGCUGGAUUGAUAUUUGAGGCCUCAAUUACUACACCAACAUGAUCUCAGUACUCUCAACACAGUGUACAAAAACAUCAAAGCUCCUGCAUCAGAUUAGAAGUUAGUCCUGGGAGAGAAAACAUUUGAAUGGUGGCUUCCUAAUUUUCCCAAUACUGACCAAACUGCAGUGUUACUGGGAAGAUUAGUUUUGGCACAAGUGAUAUUUUUCAACAAAAUCUCCCAUGUCAGGAUUUAGAGGAGUCCCCCAAACCCCCAAAUCAACACAUGAAGCUCCUCUUUCUACCUGUUCCUCUUGCUCUUAUUCUCCUCCCACUCCAUUCAUUUGCUUCCGUCCAGCCAGCCUCCCCUGAGUCCACUCUGCCUUCACCUCUGCAUCACAAGCACCGCUCAAUAUCCAGCCAGGGCAACAGAGAGCCUGGCAGCGAGCCCCAGUUGUGGCCGGUGGGCAUGGUUUUGGAGGGUAGCUCAGAGGCGCUGUGUCCCCCCCCAUCUCUGGAGCUGCGCCCAUCCUGCAACAAGAGCCAGCCCUCACCUCCUCUGGGCUCAAGCUCACAACCCCACGACGGAGUCUUCCCUGAGGACAAGGAGCCCGUCAAGUACGGCGAGCUCAUCGUCUUAGGACAUAAUGGGUCACUGGCCAAUGGGGACAAGGGUCGCAGAAGAAGUCGCCUGGCCCUCUAUAAGAGACCUAAAGCCAACGGGGUCAAACCUGAUGUUAUCCACAAUGUUUCAACCCCUCUGGUGUCAAAGGCACUCAGCAACAAAAGCCAGCACAGCAUCUCCUACACACUGUCACGGAGCCACUCUGUCAUUGUGGAGUACACCCAUGACACCAACACAGACAUGUUUCAGAUUGGCCGGUCCACAGAGAGCAUGAUCGACUUUGUGGUGACGGACACGGCGGGUAGUGGUAGCGGUCAGGGCGGUGGCGCAGCAGGGGAAGGUGGCGGUGGCGGAGGCCAGUCAGCCCAGAGCACCAUUUCCCGCUACGCCUGCCGCAUCAUGUGUGAACGCAGCGCUCCCUACACGGCCCGUAUCUAUGCUGCCGGCUUCGACUCCUCCAAGAAUAUCUUCCUGGGGGAGCGGGCUGCCAAAUGGAGGACAUCAGAUGGCUUGAUGGACGGCCUGACCACAAACGGGGUGCUGGUGAUGCACCCGGCGGGGGAAUUUGUGUCUGAGCCAGCUCCGGGUGUCUGGAGGGAAAUCUCAGUCUGUGGAAACGUCUUCGCCCUGAGGGAGACUCGCUCUGCCCAGCAGAGGGGAAAACUGGUUGAAAAUGAGUCAAACACCCUCCAGGAUGGUUCUCUGAUUGAUCUGUGUGGGGCUACCCUGCUGUGGAGGACCCCUGCCGGACUGCGCCACACCCCCACCCUCAAACAGCUGGAGUCCCUUCGCCAGGAGCUGAACGCCGCCCGGCCUCAGUGUCCCGUGGGUUUCAACACUCUGGCCUUCCCCAGUUUGGCCCAGCGUGAGAUCGUUGACAAGAAGCAGCCCUGGGUCUACGUCAAUUGCGGUCACGUACACGGCUACCACAACUGGGGCUAUCGCAAAGACAAGGGUCCCGUCGGCCCUGGAGGCACAGCACCAGCCAGCACCGGAGAGAGGGAGUGCCCCAUGUGCCGGCGAGUGGGCCCCUAUGUGCCGCUGUGGCUGGGCUGUGAGGGAGGAUUGUAUCUGGAUGCCGGGCCGCCCACUCAUGCUUUCUGCCCCUGUGGCCAUGUAUGCUCAGAAAAGACAGUGGUGGGGUGGAGCCAGAUCCCGUUACCCCACGGCACCCAUGCCUUCCAUGCUGCCUGCCCCUUUUGUGGUACCUGGUUGACAGGGGAGCAGGGCCACAUCAAACUCAUCUUCCAAGGCCCUGUCGACUGAAGCUCAGAGCACUCAGAGGAAAGUGGAGGUGGAUUGGACAGAGGUGGAUGUGCUGAGUUAAGACUGUGUGCUAGAACAAAAAUCUGGACACUCAAGUGUGGGAUGAAAGAGAAAGCACUGAUGAGACAUACAAGAAAAGGACUGUUGACAUGAUGCAAUAGUAGAUUGCCAAGGGUUCAAAUGGAAUAUGAGGUGUAUGGAGAAUAUGUAAAUAAAUUGUGUUGAAAUGAA
Messenger RNA from Larimichthys crocea (large yellow croaker), 3049 nucleotides. It is a transcript of the gene peli3, whose product is annotated as pellino E3 ubiquitin protein ligase family member 3. Lineage: Eukaryota; Metazoa; Chordata; Actinopteri; Sciaenidae. Bases 1214 to 2818 code for a protein of 534 amino acids. The record is from RefSeq and is a predicted model, not a curated record. The transcript has 7 exons. Gene Ontology annotation, biological process: protein K63-linked ubiquitination; regulation of Toll signaling pathway. Gene Ontology annotation, molecular function: protein binding; ubiquitin protein ligase activity.